AUGUCAUGUCCCAACAAUGUGACUCCUAACUCGUUUUUGAUGGACUCGUUGGCUGGUACCUGCCGGGGAGAGAAUUAUUCCUCCAACCAAGGAAUGUAUAUGCAGUCCGCGAACGACUUCAGCUGUGGAAUGAUGAGGAACUGUGGGAUCAUCCCGGCUCUUUCCAAAAGAGACGAGGUGAACCACGCCGCCGGGCUGUCCCUCAACACCUACCCACCCUACCUUUCUCAGCUAGAUGCUUGGUGUGACCCCAAAAGUACUUACCGAAUCGAGCAACCUGUUGCAAGGCAGCUGCCCUCCUGUUCCUUCCCGACCAGUGUCAAAGAAGAAAAUGCUUGUUGCAUGUACAACGCCGAGAAAAGGGCGAAAAGCGCCCCCGAGGCCACCCUCUACCCCGGGCAGAUGCCUGAAGCUUGCCUCGCUGACCAGGAGGUGCCCCUGCCUAGCUACUACCGCGCCACCCCAGGCUACUCCUCCCUGGAGAAGGCGCCCAGCGGCGGAAGCCCCGGCGCCUUCGAGGCCAGUUUUGAACCCAGGGCGAGUCUCAGCCAGCCGAGCGAGCGUCGGGAGCUGCCCCAGCCAGGAGCAACAGGGAGCUUCCCCGAAAGCGCCAAGCCGGACCCCAACCUGCAGAACAGCCCGGCCGGCGACGUCAAGACCGAGGAGAGUCUCCCCGUGGCCAAACUUAGCCCGUCGGAAACGGAGCAAGGCGGGCAGAAGUGUGCCGAGAGCAGCAGUGACAAUUCUGACCACGAGGCAAAAGAGGAUAUAAAGGCAGAAAACACUACAGGAAAUUGGCUGACAGCAAAGAGCGGAAGAAAGAAAAGAUGUCCUUACACUAAGCAUCAGACGUUGGAACUGGAGAAGGAAUUCUUGUUCAAUAUGUACUUGACCCGUGAGCGCCGCCUGGAGAUUAGCAAGAGUAUUAAUCUAACAGACAGACAAGUCAAAAUCUGGUUUCAGAACCGCAGGAUGAAACUCAAGAAAAUGAACAGAGAGAAUCGAAUUCGCGAACUGACUUCCAAUUUUAAUUUCACUUGA
Messenger RNA from Candoia aspera, 1041 nucleotides. RefSeq names its product homeobox C10 (gene HOXC10). Gene Ontology annotation, biological process: regulation of transcription by RNA polymerase II. Gene Ontology annotation, cellular component: nucleus. The record is from RefSeq and is a predicted model, not a curated record. The transcript has 3 exons. Gene Ontology annotation, molecular function: DNA-binding transcription factor activity, RNA polymerase II-specific; RNA polymerase II cis-regulatory region sequence-specific DNA binding. The coding region runs from base 1 to 1041 and encodes 346 amino acids. NCBI's taxonomy places the organism in Eukaryota, Metazoa, Chordata, Lepidosauria, Squamata, Candoiidae.